GUUGCCGUAGAUCCUCCCCUGCUGACAGCCCUCAGAACCCCCUAACAGCGUUGGCCGUUUGUGGCUCACUCUGACUUCCGCCUUGGAAGUUUGGGAAGCGAGGGAGUUCGUCGGAGGGACAGGGCCUCGGAUUAGUGGAGGGCGAAAUUCCACGCCUGCUCAGGUUUCAAGGUGCCCACAGCACGGGCCUUCCAGUGACACUCGGCCCGCCAUUCCUAGGCACGGUCAUGCCUCGAGGUCAGAAGAGUAAGCUCCGUGCCCGUGAGAAACGCCAAAAGGCCCAAAGUGAGAGCCAGGGUCUCGCGGGAGCUCAGGCCACUGCAGCAGUGGUAGAGUCUCCCUCCUCCCCCUUGCCUGUUUCUGAGGGUGCUCCCCCGCGCCCCCCUGCAGCAGGUUCUCCCCAGAAGUCUCCCAGGGCCCGGUCCGCCAGCGGCCCUGCUGCAGCCAUUUCGGGCUCCAGUUCUGAUGAAGGUGCCAAGAGCCAAGGGGAGGAAAGCCCAGGUUUGUCCCACGCCCCGCCUUCCUCUGAAAGCGCUCUCAGAGAUCAUCUGAGCAAAGAGGCAGGCCUGUUGGUGCAAUUUCUGCUGCACAAGUAUAAAGUGAGAGAACCCAUUACAAAGGCAGAAAUGCUGCAGAUUAUCAGCGAAGAGCACCAGGAGCAAUUCCCCGAGAUCCUCCGGAAGACCACUGAGCGCAUGGAGCUGGUCUUUGGCCUUGACCUGAAGGAGGCUGACCCCAGCGGUCAGUCUUAUGCCUUUGUUAGGAAAGGGGAUCUUCCCGUCGAAGGGCGUCUGAGCGAUGGCGUGGGCUUUCCCAAGAAUGGGCUCCUGAUGCCCCUCCUGAGUGUGAUCUUCAUGAAUGACAACCGUGCCACCGAGGAGGAGAUGUGGGAAUUCCUGAAUGUGUUGGGGGUCUAUGCUGGGAGGAGGCACCCGCUCUUUGGGGAGCCCAGGAAGCUCAUCACCAGAGAUCUGGUGCAGGAAAAGUACCUAGAGUACCGCCAGGUGCCCGACAGUGAUCCUCCUCGCUAUGAGUUCCUGUGGGGUCCGAGGGCCCACGCUGAAACCAGCAAGAUGAAGGUCCUAGAGUUUUUGGCCAAAGCCAGCGAUACUGUCCCCAGUGCCUUCCAGGCCCAUUAUGAGGAGGCUCUGCGAGAUGAGGAAGAGAGAGCCCAGGCCAGAGCUGCGGCCACAGCUGCCGCCGGGGCCUCGUCCAGCAGCACUUCUCAGCCCUAGUGAAGUCCAAGACAGGGCCUUCACUUUGUAGUCGGGAAGUGCUGUCAACCUUAAAGCAGUGGGGAGUCAGGUGGAGCUGGAGACAGCAGAGUAUAGUUCUUCUUUGUGUUCCUGUUGUUUAGAAAUAGCAUACAGAUUUACCUCUUUGUUUCUUAGCUUUCCAGUGUGUUGUUUUUUAAAAAGUUGAUGUAAGUUCAGAACGUGUGUUUAUGAAUGACGUGGCUCGCAUAUGUAUUGCUGGUCACCACGUUUGAGAGUAACGGUUUUGUAUUUUGUAAGACAAAUUGAAAACCCUUGCAUCUUCUAUUUUGAUCCAGUACAAGAAACACAUAGCACUGGAAUAGGGAGUUUCAGUAAAAUGGAAGAGAACCCCACAGUGAAACAGUUGAGGCAACAAGAUAGUGAAAUAAAUAAAAAGUGGUUAAUUCUUGGUUUUUCUUAUUUCUUUCACUCUUUUGGUAAAAUUAAAAGGUAUAUACCUGGAUUUGCUUAGCUUUUCAAGAAUGUGGGAGAAAUCAGACUGUCGUAAAUUAGAAUUCUUGCUCACUAUCCC
Molecule: messenger RNA, 1788 nt
Organism: Panthera uncia (snow leopard)
Lineage: Eukaryota; Metazoa; Chordata; Mammalia; Carnivora; Felidae
Gene: MAGEB17
Product: MAGE family member B17
Exons: 2
Coding region: 228-1235 (335 amino acids)
Biological process (GO): negative regulation of transcription by RNA polymerase II
Cellular component (GO): nucleus
Source: RefSeq, a predicted model, not a curated record